AUGGAUUCUUCGAUAAAUAAAGUAAUCAAGAGAAAAAGAGUGGCAAGAGCCUGUUCCUUGUGUAGGAAAAAGAAGGUUAAAUGCGAUGGCAAAGAGCCUUGCUCGAAUUGCACUACCUCCAAAAAUGAUUGCAAAUAUGAUGAGCUCAAGAAGGUCAACAAACCAAGGAAAAGAUUGACAAAUUCAGAAAAUAUACAUUCUCUCAACUCAAGGUUGGAGAGGUUGGAGAGUUUACUAGAAAAUAUAGCGACUAAGAUUGGACAAGAUCAAACAGAUCUGAUGCGACAGAGUGGAUCAUCGGAUCACUCUGAAUCCGAAACCGGAGACUACGAGGAUGAUGACGAAGGCGAGGAAGAGGAUGAAGUGGGCGAUGAGGAAAUUCAAGGGGAUGAUGCAGCAGAGGCGAGCACUAUUCUACAACGAGAUUCCAGCUUUACUUCUAGAAAUCCUGCAGUUGAGGAGAAAUAUGGGAAGGGUUUGGGGAAUGCAACCAAUGGCUCUAAGACUGAUAGGUUUGGUGAAACAACUUCAUUCAGUAUUAUUGAGGAGAAGAAGAAGAUUUUGGGUACAAAGAGCCUUAGCGAAUUCUUUGGUUCUCAUUCUCUUCUAUAUAUUGUCUUCUCUGAUAAAUCUCAGGAAUGGUUCAAAGAAAAACUCCCAGCAAAGCAUGCCAAGCUUCUAGCUCCAAUAAUUAAAUUUCCACAUGCCAUCCAACACUGGGGCCAAAACUUCACAAAGUUGUGGAAAGAUCCACCAAUACUAAACAGCAAACAAGUUGAAGAAGUUAAGACUGGGUCUUUCCCUGAAUAUGACUUGGUAUUCGCAUUACUUGAAAAUGUUUAUGAUGGGAUAUUCUUGGCAAGCUACCUUUGUAAAGGGGAGUAUUUAAAGCAACUUUUUUCAAUAUAUUACAAAAAUAAGGGUAUCAAGUAUGUUAACGACCCUCUUGUACCUAAAAGGAAAUUAUUACUUUCAGAAAUUUUGAUAAUGAAUAGCGCUUUGCUGCUUUGUAUUGUAAAUGUUUUGGACAAGAAAGCUGCAGGAGCAGAACAAGUAUCACAAUUAUCUCCAAAGGUGAGAGAAAUCAAGAACGAAUUUUUUUUCCGUUUGCAAGAGCAGUGCCUUAGUAAUUGUAUUUUUGCGUAUAUGAGGGUUGUGGCCUUCAGCGAAGGACUUCCUACUGUUCAGGGGAUUUUAUUAUUUGUAAUAUAUUUGGAAAUGAGUAGUCUUUUCCCUCAAGUAAAUUAUAUGCUAACUUCAAUGGCUGUUAGGGUUGCCCAAUCUAUAGGGUUACAUAGAUUUGAGUCAUUUCAGAAUGAUACCGAAGAGAUUGCUGAUCUUAAGAGAACUGUCUGGUGGACCUGUCAGUAUUUAGAUAUGGAAAUUUGUUAUAGGAGUGGGAAACCACCCUUGAUUAAUGUUCAAGAUGUAUCAACAUUGACGGAGAAGGAUACUAGUUCCAAGAUUGCAGACAAUGAUGAUAUGGAUUGGUUGGGGAUGCUGCAUGAGGAAUGUGUUGAAUUACAAAAAAAUAUGACUGAAUCGGAGAGGAAAGUCCUGUCGGGGAUUUUUCAUAACUAUGCUGCAUAUAUUUUACUUCGUUUGACUUGGGUCAGAGCCAAAGGAUACUCGCAGCUAUUUAGUGCCUCGGUUGACAGCUUUUCUCCUGAGACUUUAGUUUCUACGUUGAGAGAACUCAACUUUGAUAUUCGAAGUCUUGCGCAUGGGAUUCAUCCUGAAUUGAGGCCCAAGUAUUAUAAUGAACCUGGUUUUGACGCUAUUCCGUAUGAAAAUAUCUUCUUAAUGAGCUCAUAUGAUGACUGUGGUCCUGAGUACGUUUUAACUUUCCAUUUUACUUACUUCUUACAGAUAAUGUCAGUCAAUCGUAUUCCAUUUCUUCUUGAAACCGAGAGUGACAAUAUUACUAGCGAACUACUACUGUACAGAAAUUCAGCUUUGGAUUGUGCAAGAACCAUUAUAUGUAUAUGCAUAAGGAUCAGCCAUAAAUCAUCUCCUUUAUCUUUCCUACAUUGGUCUGCAUUUUGUCCAUUCACUGCAUAUUUGGUUUUAUUUGGCAAUUUGGUGAAUCACAAGGACCGAGGUUACUCGGAGGACGAUAUGUUCGAUAUCAAUCUUUUGAUUAGAAUUUCAAUGUUGUUUUCUAGAUACGAUCUUAAUACGCCACUAACCAUUAACUACCAAAGAGAUGUUAUUCACGAUUUAUGUAUCAGAGUUUUACUCAAGAUCUUAAUUCAAGUAGUGGAGCUGAAUUCUAAUUUAAAGAUUCAAGAAAGCACACCAGGGUUGAGAGAGCAUCUUAGAAGACCAGAAGAAGUAUUUCCAGACUUGUACAAGGGAAAAGUCCAAGGUUUGCUGUAUAUGUUUGAUGAGAUUAAGUAUUCUAAUUCUGUUCUGGAAAGUAGUAGCGUGGGUCAGAGCUCUACAGGAGAUUCUCCACAUUCCAUAAAGAAUCAACACGUAAUGGAUACCCGAUUUUAUCAGGGGCAACCUAGUCCAAAAACUGAGUUCGUUGGACACAGCAUUUAUCCUCUACUGCAUGAAAGUCAAUUUGAGCAUCAUACUCCAAAUUUGCCCCAUACCCCUUAUAACCCACCACUACUUUCACUGGGUAGUGCAAGAAAUUCUCCAUCACUCUCAAAUAUAAUGAACCCCACAAUAGCUUCAUCUAUGACUGGAUCCACCCCAUUGCAGCAUACAAACAACUUCUCUUCGGUGUUUGACCCGUUCAGUUUGGGAUAUGACAUUGAUGAAACCUUCACUACAAUGAUGAAUAAGAUGCCCAAUUUUUUUUAUGAUAACAACUUGGGAAAUUGA
Molecule: messenger RNA, 2835 nt
Organism: Dujonia railenensis
Lineage: Eukaryota; Fungi; Ascomycota; Pichiomycetes; Serinales; Debaryomycetaceae
Source: the annotation of a GenBank genome assembly